Molecule: messenger RNA, 1656 nt
Organism: Selaginella moellendorffii
Lineage: Eukaryota; Viridiplantae; Streptophyta; Lycopodiopsida; Selaginellales; Selaginellaceae
Product: pentatricopeptide repeat-containing protein At4g02750-like
Exons: 1
Coding region: 1-1656 (551 amino acids)
Molecular function (GO): protein binding
Source: RefSeq, a predicted model, not a curated record
AUGCGAGACCUGGCCUUGAUCCAGUCCUGCGAGAGCUUGAGCGAGGCCAGGAAGAUCUACGCGCGCGUGGAUCGAAUUCCUUACCGCGAUCGCGUGUUUCUCUACAACAAGCUCAUCGAGAUGUUUGGGCGAUGCGGGGACGCAGCUCAAGCGCGCAAAGUUUUCGAUGGAAUUGCCGCCAAGAACACCUUCUCGUGGGAUCUUAUGCUAUUUGCCUACACUAGAAAUGGCCAGAUCCGCGACGCGCAAUACCUCUUCUCCGCGAUGCCGAGCCCCAAUGUGGUCUCGUGGACGAUGAUGUUAUGCGCGCUUGCCGAGGCUGGCGAAUUCCACGCAUCAAUGGGAUUGUUCCAAUCGAUGCCACUCCACAAUCUUGUGUCAGUAACAGCAAUGUUCGUGCUCCUCGCCAGAGAAGGUCGAAUCGAGCAGGCAAAGAAGGCGUUUGACAAUAUGCCCGAGAGAAACCUUGUAACGUGGAAUGCUAUGGUAACUGCAUUUGCCCGCAACGGGCAUUUUGCUGAUGCGAAAGAGAUGCUAAAGCAAAUGCCGCAGAGGAAUGUCGUAAGUUGGAAUUCGAUAUUAAACUCACUUGUGGAAAGAGGUGGAGUGGAAGAAGCUACGUGUGUUUUUAACGACAUGCCCGAGUGGGACGUGGUGUCUUGGACUGCGAUGCUUGCAGCAAAUGCCCAGACCGGGAAUCUGUCGAAAGUAAAGCAACUCUUUGAUGAAAUGCCCGUACACAACUUGUAUACGUGGACGGCCUUGCUAGCAGCAUGCGCGCAGAGCUGCUCAUUGGAAGAUGCGAAGCGCGUGUUUGAAAAUAUGCCAGAGAGAAAUCUCGCCUCAUGGAACGCUCUUCUGUCAGCAUUUGCCACGAGUGGGCAAGACAUCGAGCUGGUUAAGCAGGUGUUUGACGAGAUGCCCAUGGCGAACGUAAUCUCGUGGACGGUCAUGAUUGUCUCAUACGGUCUGAGGGGCCACGUGGAGGAAUCUAAACGGACGUUUGACACUAUGCCGGAGUGGAACCUUGUGUCUUGGACAAAGCUUCUUUCUGCAUUUGCCGAGAACGGGCGUUUUGAAGAGUGUUUAAGAAUCUCUUACGACAUGCCUAGUCAGGACGUGUCCUCGUGGACUGCACUUCUGUCGGCGUACGCUCAAAACGGGCGGAUACAGAACGCGAGAAGUAUAUUUGAGAAGAUGCCACAGAGGAAUCUCACGACAUGGAAUGUCAUGCUGGCGGCCUAUGCCCGGAGCGCGAAUCUUGACAUCAAAGAAACCGCAUUCUUCACAAUGAGCACUCUAAACACUCUGGAGCGUCCCGAGGCUGUGACGUUCCUCCCGGUGCUGAUGAUCUGCAGCCACCAGGGCAAGGUCUACCAGGCCAGGAGCUACUUCCACUCGAUGAUCCAAGACUUUGGCCUGAGUCCCAGCAGGAGCCACUACUGCUGCGUGAUUGAUCUCCUCGCCAAGGCUGGGCAUCUCGACAACGCGAGAGAUUUGCUCGCAAGCAUGCCGUUUGUGCCAGACUCGCUGGAGUGGGCGUGCUUUCUGUCAGCGCCUAGGCCGAAGGGAAAUCUAAAGCUCGGCGUGGACGCCAUUAGCGCGACACCGCGCUCGGCGAACUACGUGCUCCUCGCCAACGCAAUAUGCCCGUGA